GUGUCUAAUUUCUGGGACGAAGAAAGAAAGUAAAAACUGGAAAAAGGGAAAGAUUGUAUUUGCACAUUGUUCUUCUUCAAGCACGCGUCACAGGGAUCAACUUCAUUUUCUCCCUCAAAUUCUGCUCAGAAUCCAUUCCCAAUUUCUCUAUUGCUCUUUGUUUUCAUGAGAAUUCGAUUCCACGCGCCACUGGAAUAAGCUUAUCCCUCUUAUCCCCUGCCCUGCCCUGCCCUGCCAGAAGUUUCGUCGGCAGUGACUGAUUAGAGAACCCACUCACAGGUGUUCGAUCUCACUCUUCGGUUUUUGUCUACUGGGAUUCUUGUAGCUGGAGCAAGGAAUAGGAAGCUUGGGCCAAGGAAUUUCUGCUUGGGUGUCCACUAAGAUACUAUUAAAGGCAGCCGAAGUUUGGAAAAAAGAAUGGUGAAAUCAUGCCCUAGAUUAUGUGGAGAAUUGUAAAACUCAGUCGACUUUGACGACUUGUACUUCUAUAUUUUCUGGAAGCCAGAAAAAAAUAUUUCUAGGAACAGGCGAAAUUGACAUGCUGGAUGUUGCUUCCGGUUGGUGGAUUAGGUAUGAAUACCUCUAUGGAUGAUAUGAACUUGAUUCAGCAGGCACAGAGGCAUCACUUGGUAGUUCGAGAGAUUGGCGAAGAGAUUGAUUUGGAAAUUGGACCUGGAGAUGAUGAUCCAUCAUAUGCUAGCACUCCUAUAAUUGGUGGACCUGCACGAGAACCAUCUUCUGAAGAUCAUGACGAGAGUAAGCAUGUGGUAUUGGUUUCUCAACUUUCCAAUGAUGACCAAGAUAUGUCAAAGACCCAACCAUCCAAAAGGAAGAAGAAGGUUGUGAAAAGGUGGAGAGAGGAAUGGGCUGAUACGUAUAAGUGGGCUUAUGUUGAUGUGAAGGAUGGAACUGCCAGGAUUUUUUGCUCUGUUUGUAAGGAGUAUGGCAGGAAGCACAGGAGAAAUCCUUAUGGAAAUGAAGGCAGCCGAAAUAUGCAGAUGAGUGCACUUGAAGAACACAAUAACAGUCUACUUCAUAAAGAGGCUCUUCGACUUCAGAUGGCCUCCAAGGACAAGAUUAUUGUUGAUAAACCAAUAUAUGUAAAAGCUAUCAUGUCAAAAUCUGCUGGAUCGAUCAUUGAAGCUGCACUAAAAAGGGAUCCUCACGAAGUUGAGUUCAUACAGGCAGUACAAGAAACAGUUCAUGCCUUAGAACGGGUUAUUGCCAAAAAUUCUCACUAUGUGAACAUUAUGGAGCGCUUGUUAGAACCUGAGCGCAUGGUUCUUUUCCGAGUUCCAUGGGUGGAUGAUAGAGGUGAGACACAAGUCAAUCGAGGAUUUCGAGUUCAAUUUAACCAGGCUUUGGGACCUUGUAGGGGUGGUCUUCGUUUUCAUCCAUCGAUGAACUUAAGUAUCACCAAGUUUCUUGGUUUUGAACAGACUUUAAAAAAUGCAUUAUCACCGUACAAAUUAGGAGGGGCAGCAGGUGGAAGUGAUUUUGACCCGAAGGGAAAAAGUGAUAAUGAGAUUAUGCGCUUUUGUCAAAGUUUCAUAAACGAGAUAUAUCGGUACUUGGGCCCUGAUAAGGACCUUCCUUCUGAGGAGAUGGGAGUUGGUACUCGAGAAAUGGGAUAUCUUUUUGGACAAUAUAGACGGUUAGCAGGUCAUUUCGAGGGAAGUUUUACAGGGCCAAGGAUAUUUUGGUCUGGGUCUAGCCUCCGAACAGAAGCUACUGGAUAUGGUCUGGUUUUCUUUGCACAGCUUAUACUAGCAGACAUGAAUAAAGAACUCAAGGGAUUAAGAUGCGUUGUAAGCGGUUCUGGGAAGAUUGCGAUGCAUGUUCUUGAAAAGCUUAUUGCUUAUGGUGCCCUCCCCAUUACUGUCUCAGAUUCAAAGGGAUAUUUAGUGGACGAAGAUGGAUUUGACUACAUGAAGAUAUCCUUUUUGAGAGACAUCAAGGCUCAGCAGAGAAGUUUAAGGGACUAUUCGAAGACUUAUGCUCGAUCUAAGUAUUAUGAUGAAGCUAAACCUUGGAAUGAAAGGUGUGAUGUUGCGUUUCCUUGUGCUUACCAUAAUGAAAUUGAUCAAGCCGAUGCCAUAAACCUGAUUAAUUCUGGCUGUCGUAUUCUAAUAGAAGGUUCAAAUAUGCCCUGUACUCCUGAGGCUGUUGAUGUGCUGAGAAAAGCUAAUAUUCUCAUUGCUCCUGCAAUGGCUGCAGGUGCUGGAGGGGUUGUUGCUGGAGAACUUGAAUUAAACCAUGCAUGUAAUCUGAUGCAUUGGUCUCCGGAGGACUUUGAAUCUAAAUUGCAGGAAGCUAUGAAACAGACUUACCAGAGAGCCCUCAAGGCAGCAGCUGAUUUUGGUUACCAAAAAGAGAGUCCUGAGGCUCUUGUACACGGAGCAGUCAUUUCUGCUUUUCUGACUGUUGCUCAAGCCAUGACUGAUCAAGGUUGUGUAUGAUAGACAUUGAGCCCAAAAGAUGCUUUCUUCUCCUGUGCCUAAUACAAAGAUGUCCUGCAGAAGUGCCCUCGAUGGCGAGCCAUGUAUCGUACCACCGCGGAUUAGAAGAUCAGGUACUAAAUAUACGACACCAUUUUCUGGAUCAUAUACACACCAUGCCAUACCCCUGGGAUUCCAGAGGGCUCAAAUUGUUGAAAUUAAGAUUCUAACUUGUUGUAAAGUACCAUUGCAGCGUAGGGUAGGAAAAGGCCUCAAGAUUUCUGAACUGUUCAUUUGGCCAGUUAUGCUGCCUAUAUAUAUAUAUGUGGUUGUUACUCUUUUGUAAUACAUGGAGAUGGGAAAUAAAAAUUUAUUCAUCUUCAUCAA
This is a messenger RNA of Cucurbita maxima (winter squash), 2825 nucleotides long. Its product is annotated as NADP-specific glutamate dehydrogenase-like. Gene Ontology annotation, molecular function: L-glutamate dehydrogenase (NADP+) activity. Bases 546 to 2459 code for a protein of 637 amino acids. Gene Ontology annotation, cellular component: cytosol. The record is from RefSeq and is a predicted model, not a curated record. Lineage: Eukaryota; Viridiplantae; Streptophyta; Magnoliopsida; Cucurbitales; Cucurbitaceae. The transcript has 17 exons.